CAAGCUCUGCCCACAAAAGAAACUCCCGCUAGAUCUUGGCCGCCAGACCCUGCCCGUAAUUUCUUCCUCAAAUUAUCUCGUCUCCUAAAUUUUCUGCAAAAACCUAAGCCCAAUCUCUCUCCGACAACUGCCUUUCAUUUCGGAUUUCUCUUCUCAUUGCGCUAAUUUCCGUUCCUUUGUUGAUUCUUUUCCUCUCAUUUUCUCUGUUAAUCUGUUCUUUUUUGCCAAUUAACUUUGCUCUGUUUCUCAUCUUCCCGAUUCGUUUGAUUGCUUCGUUGUACUGGACUUCAGAGCUUUAAUUUUCAGUAAAAUGUUGUAGAUUCAUGUAGCGCUACUGAGAUUUGCUUCUGUUUUGAUUGCUUAAUGGCGUCGAUUCGGAGGACUCUGUCGCCGGCGUAUCCCGAUCGGGUGUAUCCUAAUGGAAUCCCGUUUUCAACUUCUUCGCCAUCCUCGAAGCUUCUUUCGAAUGUUAAAUACUCGUCUACUUUCUCUUCUUUUGCCGUCGGAGUGCGGAGAUUUAUAUCUGGAGCUUUCUUGCUCAGGCAUCCUCCGAGGAAAGGUAGCAAUGUUUGGCGAAGGGCAUUCUUUAGAUGCUGUGUGUUUUUCUUGCUUGGCUUCUUGCUAGGUAUGAUGCCGUUUGGCCAUGAUGGCGACGAUAUACGUAGGCAUGACUUCUCGUUUGAGAUCAAGCCGCCGCAUGUUAAUGCGCAGUUUGAGAAAGAUACUCAUGGUCUGGUUUGGCGAGAAGAUUCAGUUGUCGAUUCAGUUAAUUUGUCGGUCAAGCCGUCUCCGGAAGUGAAUUUGUCUCUCACUUCAGUGCCAAAGAGACAGUUGAUUGUGGUGACGCCGACUUAUAAUCGUCCACUUCAAGCCUAUUUCCUGAACAGGUUGGGUCAGGCACUGAAGCUUGUGAAUCCUCCAUUGUUAUGGAUUGUGGUGGAGAUGAAUUCAGCGUCGAUGGAGACUGCCGAGAUAUUGCGGAAAACGGGGGUUAUGUACAGGCAUUUGGUUUGCACUAAGAACAUGACGGACGUGAAGGAUAGAGGAGUUCAUCAAAGGAACGUGGCAUUGCAACACAUUGAACGGCAUAAGCUUGAUGGAAUCGUUUACUUUGCGGAUGAUGACAAUAUAUAUUCGUUGGAGUUGUUCGAUAGCCUGAGAGACAUUAGUCGCUUUGGCACUUGGCCCGUUGCUAUGCUUGCACAAAACAAAAAUAAAGCGAUUCUGGAAGGUCCUGUAUGCAAUGGAAGUCAAGUAAUUGGAUGGCACACCAAUGAGAAAAGUAAGAGGCUUAGGAGAUUUCAUGUUGAUAUGUCCGGGUUUGCUUUCAACAGCACCAUCCUGUGGGACCCAAAGAGAUGGAGACGCCCUACUUCAAAACCCAUUCGACAGUUGGACACUGUGAAAGAGGGUUUUCAGGAGACUACAUUCAUAGAGCAAGUAGUCGAAGAUGAAAGUCAAAUGGAAGGUGUGCCUACUGGCUGUUCAAAAGUAAUGAAUUGGCAUCUUCAUUUGGAAGUUCCCAAUUCUUUUUAUCCGAGUGGUUGGGUGUUUCAGAAGAAUCUUGAUUAUGUCCUGCCAAUUAAGUGAUUAAACUUUGCCAUUGCAGUUUGAAGCUUAGAAUUUGAUACAGUUUGAUCUAAAUCUGAAUUUUGGUGGCUUUUGACUUCCGAUUGGAUCAUUUGCUUUAAUUGGCGCUGUUGGUGGUGAAGAGAUCCAUGGCUAGCUUGGCUUUCAACACAGAGAAAUACGAGUUUAUCAUUUUUACUUGUAAGAUUUUUCUUGCAUAUUCUUUAACAGAAAUGAGUUUCGUUUAGUUGUAGAGUUUUAGUGCUUACGUUAGAGGGUUUUUUAAUUUUUGAAUCUUCAAUUGUUACAGCAAAACCUUCCAAAUAGUGUGGGGGCAGGGACUAUUGUAUAUCUAAACUCUGUAUUUGUUGUAGAACCGGCCGGUGACUGAGUCGAUGGGGCCAAAUCAAGUAAGGCCACUUUCUGCUAAGGGUAAGACAGUUAGUUUGCAACAUUACUAUUCCCCAUCCACCCUCACUGUUUCAGCACACCAUUUCUCAAAAUUUGCCAAGGUCCUGUUUUUUCAUCUUUUUGUUUUUGGCUACACGUUCCACCAGCAAAAGGGUUCCCCUCCCUGCCUCCCUUCCCCCUCCCAUGAUAGGAUAAAUCCAUCUUCCAUUAGGAAGGUAAGUCUUGUUCCAGGAGGGAAGCCCCGUCCCCCGAGUAGGUUGGGUGUUAUGAUUAGCUUUGAGUACAAGGUUGAAGGUCUAUUUGAAAUGACUUUACUAGUGCUUAAAAAGACAGGUCUUUUUGAGCACUUGAAAAGUCAUUUCAAAUAGACUCUUAAAAAAAUUGGAGCUUAAUUUUGGAGUUUGUGUGAGAAGGAAACUUUCAACUGCAGUUAAAGAAUGACGAUGGAUUGAUAGAUUAGUUCUGCAAAUUGUGAGAUUGGAGAUUAAACCUUCUAAAUGUUUCUCAUAUUUAGAUAUUGUGAUUGAUCUUAGUUUCAUAUAUGGCCAUAGGGUGAGCGAAUUGUUGCAGAAUUCUGUGUGGUUCUCAAGAUGAUGAGAUGAAUUCACAAAGAGAGAAUGCCUUCUUGUGGGAUAUAUAGCAAAAUUUUAUGUUUA
Messenger RNA from Cucurbita moschata (crookneck pumpkin), 2636 nucleotides. RefSeq names its product probable beta-1,4-xylosyltransferase IRX9H. The transcript is spliced from 4 exons. Gene Ontology annotation, cellular component: Golgi membrane. Gene Ontology annotation, molecular function: xylosyltransferase activity; galactosylgalactosylxylosylprotein 3-beta-glucuronosyltransferase activity. The record is from RefSeq and is a predicted model, not a curated record. Gene Ontology annotation, biological process: glucuronoxylan biosynthetic process; plant-type secondary cell wall biogenesis. Bases 364 to 1590 code for a protein of 408 amino acids. Lineage: Eukaryota; Viridiplantae; Streptophyta; Magnoliopsida; Cucurbitales; Cucurbitaceae.